GACAUACAUUACAUACAUAAUUGUGUAGGAAGACGAUAUGCUUUAGUCUUUCGCGCUAGCGACUGCAAUCACAUCUCCGAGGCCAAACACCUUUCUCAAAAAUGGUAGACCUCACCCGUCCUAUCGUGUGGUUCUAUUUGCCAGUCACUAUAACCUGGAUCUGCUUUGUCAUUUCGGUCGGCAAUCCCCAAUACUUCAUUGACUACAACUGGCUAUGGCUCUUGUUCCGGAGCAUGUCCCCCUACUUCUGGUCGGCGCUUGGCGUGGCGCUGGCCGUAGGCAUGUCCAUUCUGGGCGCUGCCUGGGGCAUCUUCAUCACCGGGUCCUCGCUGGUUGGAGCGGCUAUCCGUGUUCCUCGCAUUACGUCUAAGAAUUUGAUCAGCGUCAUUUUCUGCGAGGCCGUGGCCAUCUACGGCGUUAUUGUGGCUAUCAUCCUUCAAACGAAAAUUGAGCGCGUGGACCCGGUCGAUGGCGUGUAUGACAAGUACGCGCUGGCGGCAGGCUACUCGAUCUUCGGCUCUGGUGUCACUUGCGGUUUCGCCAACCUGGUCUGCGGCAUGUGCGUGGGCAUUGUCGGCAGCAGCUGCGCCCUCUCGGAUGCUCAGAACAGCACCCUCUUCGUGAAGAUUCUGGUGGUGGAGAUUUUCGGCAGCGCACUGGGGCUAUUCGGCGUCAUCAUCGGCAUCAUCAUGAGUGGUGGUGUGAAGUGGGCAGCGUAAAGAUUAGCAUGCUGGGGCCAUGAUGUAUGUAACCUGUGUGUAUAUUGUGGGGGGGGGGCGGGGAGGGGUUCUGGGGAUACGUUCCGCUCAGGGAUUUGCAUGGGGCAGACACCGUGGACCUGCGAGUGCGUAUGUUGUCGGGUAACCAGCAAGGGGAAAGGGUGGUGUCUCCGUCCACGGAAAGGUGGGUGCGCCACGGAUUGUUCUGGCGUAAUUGCGCUAUCGUCCAGCUUAGGGACGUGUUUUGGUGACGCUGGCUGUGACGUACCCACGAGGCGGGGCAGGGAUUGGAGCGUGCGUUAGUUUGGCUGUGAGUGAAUGAGAUGACGAGAGACAUGCGAGUGCGAGCGUGGCGUUGGGUCCGGAACGGUCAUGGAUAGGAAAUGAAGUCCCGCAUGGGAGCUGCACUGGAUGUAUCACAGUAUCAGAGGUAAUGAGCACGGUCCCCUAAGCCUGUGCAUACCGUAGCGGUGACCUCGCUGCGCGCUGGCAGUUCGGUUGAGCAUCCUGCUGUACGGUGGAGCAGCAUCUGAUGAGAGGGGAAGCCUGCCCUCGUCUCCUCCAACGGAAGACCCUACAGAGUGGCCAGUGCUGCCUGCCUGUGGUGCCCAGCGUUGCAAGGUCCCGGCGUCGUGAGUGUAAUGGACCAUGCGAAGUGGGCACGGAGGGGCAGACAUGAUGUGCAUCAAUUUCCCGGGCUCAGCAUAGCGGAAAUGAGCUGGUCGCGUAGUCAGCCGUAGUGGGCGUCGUUGGAGGCGGUGUCACGCAAUGGCGGCGCUGCCACUCCCCCAUUCAUCUAAGAGUCUCCCAGCAG
Molecule: messenger RNA, 1533 nt
Organism: Chlamydomonas reinhardtii
Lineage: Eukaryota; Viridiplantae; Chlorophyta; Chlorophyceae; Chlamydomonadales; Chlamydomonadaceae
Exons: 4
Coding region: 102-719 (205 amino acids)
Biological process (GO): proton transmembrane transport
Cellular component (GO): proton-transporting V-type ATPase, V0 domain
Molecular function (GO): proton-transporting ATPase activity, rotational mechanism
Source: RefSeq, a predicted model, not a curated record